Molecule: messenger RNA, 3245 nt
Organism: Stegastes partitus (bicolor damselfish)
Lineage: Eukaryota; Metazoa; Chordata; Actinopteri; Pomacentridae
Gene: mier2
Product: mesoderm induction early response 1, family member 2
Biological process (GO): negative regulation of transcription by RNA polymerase II
Cellular component (GO): nucleoplasm
Molecular function (GO): histone deacetylase binding; transcription corepressor activity
Source: RefSeq, a predicted model, not a curated record
AUGGCGGAGUGCGUGCAGAGGUCGUGGCCUAGUGGAGAGUGGAGCGAUGAAGGCCCUCAGCUGGAGAAGCAGAAGUCUGAACAGGUCUUAGAGGAGCUGGAGGAACCUCGCUCCAUGAAGAUGGCAGCACAGUCCCACACUGCCGGUGAGCUUCCCUUGGAGGAGCUGCUGGCUUUGUACGGUUAUACGGUGUCAGAUCCAGAGAAGGAGACCUGUCACAUGGCUGCCAGCCUGCCAGACAUGACACUGGACAAGGAUCAGAUAACUGAGGAUCUGUUUCCUGUGGAGGAGGAAGAGGAGUCAUCAGCCGAUGAUAUCACCCCCUCCGUCACCUCAAACACCUCAGACCUGCUCCGUCGCCUCCAAGGUGGAGACAAAGACCCAUUGGUCAGCUCGUCAGAUGAGGACUCUGAUGACGCCUCUAUUCCCUCCAAUGAAGAGCACAAGGAGAUCAUGGUUGGCUCCAUGUAUCAGGCAAAAAUCCCUCCAGUCAGCCCCUACACCCACCAGGAGAGAGCCUACAGCGGUGACGACCAGCUGCUGUGGAGGCCGGAGGUUCUGCCGGUGCAGGAGGUGGAGGAGUUCCUGCUGAAUGUACAGAGACCACGAGGCCAGGAGGGGGCAGUGUUCACACAAGGGGCCGCUGUCCAGGACAACGAACAGGCGCUGUAUGAACUAGUGAAAUGCAACUUCAAUGCAGAAGAGGCACUGAGGCGGUUACGCUUCAAUGUCAAAGUGUUUAGUGAGGAGCUCUGUUCCUGGAGCGAGGAGGAGUGCAGGAACUUUGAGCACGGCUAUCGAGUUUACGGGAAAAACUUCCACCUCAUUCAGGCUAACAAGGUACGAACGCGCUCUGUGGGCGAGUGCGUGGAGUAUUACUACAUGUGGAAGAAGUCCGACCGGCACGUGUACUUUACCCAACAGGCCACCAGGCUGAGCCGCAAGAAGUACAGCCUGCAAUCAGGGAGCAUGGAGGACGGGGACCAGGACGGGGAGGUCGGGGAUCUGGAGGGAAGCAACAGUUCCUCAGGGUUGUUGUCUCACGCCUCCAUGGGCACUGGGCAGCUGGAGUCCACGUUACCUCCACAGUCGAACCUGGAUCUGGACAAACAAGAUGGGGAGCUGGUGAUGGGCCUGUCAGAGCUGUGCGGUGACGAAUGUCCUCAGCAGCUGUUUGGAUGUCCCUUCUCCCUCACGCCCAUCGAUGACCUGCGGGACUCUGGCUCAGACGGUUGCUGUCCUUCGGCUCCGGUCCAGCUCCAGUCUCAGCCGUCUGCUCAGAGCUCCCAGUGGGCCUGCGGGAGCUCUCCGUCCCGCCACGACGACCGCGGCCUCCCAAACUCCUGCUUCUACCAGCUGCACAUGCGCGGCGGACCUUUCGUCUCCGAGGGCCCCGACUGCGGUACAGCAGGCGGCGAGGCUGGCGCCCCCCAUCGGCUGCAGGUGGAGUUCAGCCUCCCGUCCGCCUCACCUCCUUCAUCUGCUGUCCUCCCGUCACACUUCCAGGCCUUCGGCAGCCUGCUGCACCCCUCCCCCGUCCAGCAUCCCCGCUCGCUCACACAGUGAGGAGAUGGGCUGAACUGAGUGCUGCUCUUUGUGAUUCGUCCCGCGUGGAGAUCUUCGAUUGUCUUCACACCGGGGCUAAAGAACAAGAAGUGCAUUUACCAAACUGUUUUUUGGACACGAUGGACCUACUGGCGGUGUUGGAGGGACGUUCUCAUCCGUCUGAUCCUGUUUUUAAACUGAGACACUUGAACCCUCUGUCCGAUGUGGAAUGACGAGCGUGUUAAUCACUACUUUCAGGCAUUGAUUACGUGUAUAUGAACAGUUGAUCACCACGGCGCCGUUCUGUGGGUCGGUUAUAAUGAACACAUGUGAAAGCACAGAGAGCUGCUGUCCAUGUUUCUGCUCUUAAACACAUCAUGAUUGACAACGUUAACCACUGCUGCUUGUUUUCUUAUUUAUCAGGACGGAGAAGUUUGACCUGCUGCUCAGAUUUGUUCCAGAUUCUGACCACGAGCCAGUCGUGUGCUUCUCUACGUCCUUCAUAUUGAAUCGGCACUUUGAGCGCUGCAGCCGGUUCACAUCCGUCGCUUCGUGUCACGACGUGGUGGCUGGAGCUCCAGAUCCGUAGAGUAGUUUAUUUAAACGUGAGCUUCACAUCUUCUCCUCUGAGUCUGUAACUGGCUCUCGGUUUUUUUCGGUUUCGCCUCUUUCUUUCUCUUUGCGUGUUUUUAGAUUUUUGGCACAGAAGUGGAGAGUUUAGUUUAAAUGAGCUGAAAUGAAAGAAUAUUUCCUAAUUUGAGCGCGGUGCGGUGCAGGAGCUACGAGGAGCGCUGUGGUUUUGCUUUUUUUGUUUGUUUUAGUGAAUAUUUUCAUCCUUGUUCUUCCCUUAGAAACGUAUUCUGGGAUGUUUGAAGGUGCAGUGCUUUGGCAGGACUGAUGGACCACUCUGAUGGUUCGGCCCGUUUAACGUGCAGAAUAGGCUCAAAAUAAAAUAAAACCCGUACACGCCAGGUUCCUCAGGUUCUGCAGAUUUGACGGUAUCCAAACCCCUCGAUGAGCAGCGAGAGUCUGAACACGUGUUUAACAUCCAGAGGUUGUGUUGUUGCAGCUCGAUGGUCCAGCGGUGAAGACCGACGCUGUGGUCCAAACAUCUCUGACGUGGAGGUUCAGGCAUCGUGAUCCAGUGGAACACGCUGGCCUCUAUCAGAAAGCAGGUGUACGAUGAUGUUUGCUGAGAAACAUCUGGGCCGUGUUGGACCAGAGGAUGCUCCAGAUGUGAGCAUGUUCUGGGUUUCAGGUAGAUCCAUGAGUAGAGCUCCUUCUGCAGCAAGCCGCUGCAGAGCUGGUCUGCUCUGGAGAACCAAAACGGACUUAAAACGACGAAGCGUUCCCAUAACGUCCACCGACUGAAGACUGACUGGCUUAAACUCACACUGGUGUUCAAAGAAAGCGCAUCCCUCCGUAGAACUGUAGUGAUCGUCCGAUAGCCUCGGCGUACGGCGAUGCUUCUCCCGGCCUGCGUCAGAGCGACCUGCAGGGGGCGACGCUGGGUCAGGACCUCCUCCAUUCUGUUUUCCAUUAAGAUGAUGAACUGAAGCAACUUGAGGGCCACAAAUGCAGUGUUUUACCAAAACUCUUGUAUACAGGUUGUACAUUUUGCAAUAUUUUUUGAUGGAAUCUGUCACAUGUUAGUUAGCUUUGCCUUAACUAUGAAUAAAUAUCUUUUGUGUAUAUUUCCA